ACAAGCAUUCUUCUCCACUAGAGAAACAGCAACCCAUAUACUUGAGAAAGAUAACAGGGAACUGGUAAAGAACAGCAACAAUACUCAGAGAGAUUGAGAGAUGAUCCAUCAUUAAAACUGAUUGAUCAGUUCUUAAAUCUACAGAGAGCUUCUGGUGAAGUUUCAUUAGAUAUGGAUUUGGAGAUGGAUGAACUUGUUAAUGAGCAUAAAAACAACUCAAGUUUACCACCACUACCACCAAAAAGUAAUUUUCCUGCAUUAAUCAAAACAGCUCCACAAAUCAUUCCUCCGCAGCCUGUUAGAAGAAGAAGUAGUAAAGGAAUGUCUAUUGAUCAUGAAAAUUACCAACAGCAAUCAAUAAAAUUUACAGCCACCACAGCAAAUUAGAAAUCAGAAUAGUGAGUCUCCUCAAUUUGGAGGAGGAGGAGGAGGUACAGAUGAAUUUGUAAGACGUGCUUCAAAUGAUUCUUUUAAGAGGACUUCAAAUGAUUCAUUUAAGAGGAACUCAAAUGAUUCAUCUAAGAAGAACUCAACUACUUUUUUGAGGUCUAAGACAGUGAAAUCAAGAUUAAUGGAUCCACCAGCGGAUAUAAUGAAAUCAGGGAGAGUAACAGCAAAAUCAGUGCAACUAAGAUCUGGGUUUAUAGCAGGAGGCCGUAAAUCGUCAGCAAAUGAUGAAGAUAGUGAUGAAGAUUCUUUUGCUGAAAAAUAUGAAGAUAUACCAGAUGAGUACAAGAAAUCCUCAAAGUCUUUUACUACUUUGGUUAUUUUCCAGUGGGUUGUUCUAAUAUUAAUAUUGAGUGCAUUUGUGUGUUCACUUACUAUUCAACCACUUAGGAAGAUGACACCAUGGGCACUUCAUUUAUGGAAAUGGGAGUUAAUACUACUUGUUUUGAUCUGUGGGAGAUUACUUUCUGGUUGGGGAAUCAGAAUCGUUGUUUUCUUUGUUGAGAGAAAUUUCAUUUUGAGGAAAAGGGUUUUGUAUUUUGUUUAUGGGUUAAGAAAAGCAGUUCAGAAUUGUCUAUGGUUAGGCAUGGUUUUAAUAGCCUGGAGUUACUUGUUAGAUAAAAAAGUUGCUAAAGAAGUAAUUAAGGAUAGAACCCGAAUACCGUUUUACGUAACCAAGUGUUUGAUCCUUUUGUUAGUGGGUACAUUGUUAUGGCUGGUGAAGACUCUUAUCGUUAAGGUUUUGGCUUCAUCUUUUCAUGUAACCACUUACUUUGAUCGGAUUCAAGAUUCUUUGUUUACCCAGUAUGUGAUUGAGACAUUAUCCGGUCCGCCGGUGAUUGAGAUUCAUCGGAACCAGGAAGAAGAGGAACAAGUCAAGGUUGAAGUUGAGAAUCUUCAGAUGGCAGGGUGUACUAUGCCAGCUGAUCUUAGGGAAACAGCUUUGCGGACGACACCAAUAAUUAUGAAGAAGAGUGGGAGGAUAAUUCAAAAUACUAGUCCUAACGUUAAAAGUGGUAAACCUGCUUCAGGCCAAAAUACUACGAGUAAGAAAUUAGAGGAGGGUAUUACCAUUGAUGAAUUGCACAAACUGAAUCAGAAAAAUAUAUCAGCUUGGAAAAUGAAGAGGUUGAUGAAUAUAAUUCGUCAUGGUGUAAUAACUACAGUCGAUGAGCACAUAGAUGGGGACUCGUGUAAUGAAGGCGAGUCAGCAACGACAAUCAGAAGCGAAUCGGAAGCCAAGUCUGCAGCAACUAAGAUAUUCAACAAUGUGGCUAAGCCCUAUUCCAAAUUUAUCCACCUCGAGAAUAUAAUGCGUUUCAUGAAGGACGAGGAAGCCGAAAAGACUAUGAGUCAAUUUGAAGGAGCAAUUGAAACAGAUAAAAUCAGUAAGAAAUCGAUGAAAAAUUGGGUGGUUAAUGCUUUCAGAGAGAGAAGAGCCCUUGCCUUGACUUUGGACGACACAAAAACCGCCGUAAAAACACUCCAAACUAUGGUGAAUGUUGUCGUGGGCAUCCUUAUAGUGAUCAUCGGGCUUCUCAUACCUUAGAUAGCAACCACUAAGUUCCUUGUCCUUAUCAGUUCUCAACUUCUUUUGGUGGCAUUCAUGUUUGACAAUACCUGCAAGAUGGUAUUUGAAGCUAUCAUCUUCUUAUUCGUGAUGCACCCUUUCGAUGUUGGUGAUAGGUGUGAAGUUGAAGAUGUUCAAGUUAGAAUAUUGAUUUGGUGAAUAUCUUCCACAGAACUUAUGGAGAUAUUAGAGUCUUAUUUAUACUAAACUUGUUACAGAAUUUGUUACAGAAUAUUUCAAAAUACUGUUAAAAAUAGGUGAAUAGUUGGAAAUGUAAGAGAAAGGAACAAACACAAUGAACAGAAUUAUUUAAAAUGGUGAAUGGAUAUAUCAGGUGUACAACUGUGA
Messenger RNA from Papaver somniferum (opium poppy), 2365 nucleotides. Its product is annotated as mechanosensitive ion channel protein 6-like. Gene Ontology annotation, molecular function: mechanosensitive monoatomic ion channel activity. The coding region runs from base 572 to 1996 and encodes 474 amino acids. NCBI's taxonomy places the organism in Eukaryota, Viridiplantae, Streptophyta, Magnoliopsida, Ranunculales, Papaveraceae. Gene Ontology annotation, cellular component: plasma membrane. The record is from RefSeq and is a predicted model, not a curated record. Gene Ontology annotation, biological process: monoatomic anion transport. The transcript has 3 exons.